Aspergillus versicolor CBS 583.65 is the source of this 1653-nucleotide messenger RNA. Its product is annotated as Zn(II)2Cys6 transcription factor. The transcript is spliced from 7 exons. The record is from RefSeq and is a predicted model, not a curated record. Gene Ontology annotation, biological process: regulation of DNA-templated transcription. The coding region runs from base 1 to 1653 and encodes 550 amino acids. NCBI's taxonomy places the organism in Eukaryota, Fungi, Ascomycota, Eurotiomycetes, Eurotiales, Aspergillaceae. Gene Ontology annotation, molecular function: DNA-binding transcription factor activity, RNA polymerase II-specific; zinc ion binding.
AUGUCAUCGCGUCCCCUGCGGCCCAUCCAGCCCGCGCCCUCGGGAACUUCCAGGCAACCACCAAGCACCGCGCGGCCUCGGGGGACAAAGGCGUCAAUCGCUUGUGUUGAAUGCCGCAAGAACAAAUCCAAGGCACUUGCCACUUGCGUCGGGGGAGUGCCAUGCGACCCCUGCCGUCGGGCGAAUGCAGAGUGCGUGGUCGACGCGGCCAGCGACGGUCGCAAGAAAGGAGCCCUCGACCGCAGAGUGAAUGUGCUGAGGCGAGAUCGUACACUAUUACAUGGAUUGGUGCGGACUCUGGCUGAUAACGAUAAUGAAUCCAGUAGCAUCUUGAAUGUCAUUCAGAGCAACGCCUCACUCGAUGAAAUCCGAGAUUUCCUGGAGCAGCACCUACCAGCGGAGAGCCAGCCUGGAGAAGGGCAGACUCACAAUAGUCCCCUGUAUCGCGUACCCGCACGGCCGUGGACGUUGCUUACGGAUGAUAGUGACUAUGUUUCUCAUCUGAUAUCUUUGUACUUCACGUGGAACCAUCCCGUGCACAAGUGGAUCGAGCGCGAUCUGUUCCUCAGAGACAUGGAGGCUGGCAGUCUAGAGUGCUCUUUUUGCUCUCCGUUCCUUGUCAAUGCAAUGCUGGCAGUUGCAUGUUCUUACCUGGACCCGCCAGCAGGGAGUCUGCCACAAGCCAAUAUCACCCCUGAUGCAUCGACAUUUGUUGCCGAGGCAAGGAGAUUGUUGGACCAGGACCAUGGUAGGCUUUCUCUCACAAACUUCCAGGGUCGAUGUGAACUAUACAUCAGCCUAUGGGCGAUGUGCAAGCAUAUGGCCGGCUGGCAAUAUCUUGUUGAAAUUGCGAGCUGCUCGGCCCAGCUGCUCGCUCAGCGAAAUGCAGCCAAAGCAAAGGGCGAUGGAAAAUCCCAGGAGCUAGUAACGGCCAUCGAGACGGCCGUUAAUGGUGUGUCAAGCCUACUUCCUGUCGCGUUGCCAACCAUGCAUCAGUCAUUGAUUCUACCUGAACCGGCGCACAGGCCUAGUUGUGACACCCAUGGUGGCGCAGACCUUUGGCAUCCGUAUCCGAUGAUGGCGGAAUCGAUACCGGGGCAUGCCGACUGUGUGGCACUUGAGCUGGUCGAGUUGCAACUCAUACUUUGGGAUAUUUCAAAAGCGAUUUCCGCCGAAUAUGCCUGGUUCACCCAUGAAUUAGCCAAUGAAUACUAUGAGCGCUUGCAAAAGUGGGCAGGGAACCUUCCAGGUCUGCGCUAUUCCAGCGCCAUCAUAAGUUUAUGCAACGCAGCUGAGAAUAUCAGCCAAAUGAAUGGGCUGUUUGCGUUUAACUCCACAACCCAAAGGCUUUCAUGUGCGCGAACAACCUGUUCCCUGCUGCAAAGUUUCGCGUCACGGUGGUCCGAAAAGUAUAUGCCAAUCACGUUUGUACGGUACGCAGACCUCGCAUUAUCUGCGUUACUCGCCGACCUAGAAAAUGUUGAAAGUAGUAACAUGUUUGCUGCAACCUUCAUGAUUUUCCAUACGCUCGUGGCGCGAGUACCCAUAGCAGCGCAGAUGCUGCAGCGCGUCCGGGAACAGGCAAAAAAGGCUCACAUAGCCCUCCCACAGGCCACUAUCUAUCCCAAUCAGCGAUCGACGGCUGAACACUAA